Messenger RNA from Penicillium hordei, 1296 nucleotides. Its product is annotated as putative aminotransferase. Gene Ontology annotation, biological process: amino acid metabolic process; biosynthetic process. Lineage: Eukaryota; Fungi; Ascomycota; Eurotiomycetes; Eurotiales; Aspergillaceae. Bases 1 to 1296 code for a protein of 431 amino acids. The record is from RefSeq and is a predicted model, not a curated record. Gene Ontology annotation, molecular function: pyridoxal phosphate binding; transaminase activity. The transcript has a single exon.
AUGAGUCAAUCAUUUCUCUCCCGCCGGGCACAAGAUGUCGUCGACGCUGGAUCCGAGAAUCCCAUGUGGGACGUGAUGAAGGACCUGUGGGACCCAUCCACAAACCCCAACGGAUAUGUCAACGUGGGCGUAGCAGAGAACACCCUGAUGCACUCCGAGCUCUUAAAAUUUAUCAACAGGAAGCUCGAGCUACCGGCAAAGUACCUCACAUACAACGACGGCGGAUGCGGCUCUUUCAGAUUGAAGGCCUCCAUCGCCGCCUUCUUGAACCACAAUCUGAAGCCAGUCACGCCUCUCGAGCCGAGUCAUGUCAUGGCGACCAAUGGUGUCUCGUCUGCAGUCGAGCAUGUUGUGUGGACAUUCGCUGAUCCCGGCGAGGGAAUCCUGCUAGGAAGGCCGUACUACGGCAUGUUCAUUCCUGAUAUCUCGCUGCGUUCGCGGAGCCCCGUUGUCCCUGUCAGUUUCGGAGAACACGAUCCUCUCGGCCUCGGCGGCGUGGAUAAGUACGAAGAAGCAUUGCUGGAGUUCCAUCGAACAACCGGAAAGAAAGUCAAGGCUUUGAUGCUAGCCCAUCCUCAUAAUCCACUCGGACGAUGCUAUUCCAGGGAUGUGCUCAUUAAGUUGAUGCGCCUCUGUCAGAAAUACCAAAUCCAUUUCAUCAGUGAUGAAAUCUAUGCGCUUUCUGUCUUUGAAAAUACUGUCGAUGAAUCCCCACCACCUGUCAAAUUCGAAUCUGCCCUCUCUAUCGAUCUGACUGGGAUCAUUGACCCUUGUUUGGUUCAUGUCCUCUGGGGUAUGAGCAAAGACUUUGGCGCAAACGGCAUCCGACUCGGUGUCAUCAUUUCUCAGGCCAACCGUGAUGUUCAUGCGGCGUUGGUGGGCCCGGCGCUUUAUUCUUAUGCUUCUGGAAUCACAGAUCACUUGACUUCUCUCAUGCUUGAAGACUUUGAAUUCACCACUCGGUAUAUUCAGCAAAAUCAGAAGUUGCUCUCAGAAUCCUAUGCAUACACGGCGAACUAUCUGAAAGACCACGGAAUUGAAUAUGCAACAGGAUGCAAUGCGGCAUUCUUCGUCUGGAUGAACCUGGGAAAGAGGUACCGCGAGCUUCACCCAGGGGAUGAGAGUGAGGAUAUUGGGGAACGGGUCAUGCAGCGUCUUUUGCAAAAGAAGGUCUUUUUGGCCAGCGGGUUUUUGUUCGGAUCGGAGAAGGAUGGCUGGUUCCGAAUUGUGUUUACUCAGGGCCAUGACCAUUUGAGUGUGGCCUUGGAAAGGAUAAGCGCGGCACUUGAGGAAUAG